Messenger RNA from Entamoeba invadens IP1, 202 nucleotides. Its product is annotated as leucine rich repeat containing protein BspA family protein. The record is from RefSeq and is a predicted model, not a curated record. NCBI's taxonomy places the organism in Eukaryota, Evosea, Mastigamoebida, Endamoebidae. The transcript has a single exon. The annotation marks the transcript as partial.
AUGCAACUUGACAGUUAUUCUCUUUUAAUAGUUUCCCGCUUUCUAAUGAGCGCACAAGACUACAUCAAUGUCAUUUCCGUAUGUCACAAAUUUGGAGAAACCCUUGACAAAUUACACUACAACCCCCUUCCCAUAACAUUUGUGACAUCAAGACUCUUUCCUAAUAUCGAGACACAACAUCUGUACACAAAGUCGGAUAUCA